GCAAAUGUCAUGACUCUCAAACAAUUAUAGCAUUCCCCCAUCAUGUCUAGCUUCGCCAUGCCUGUCUGUAGAGCGCGUUUGCUGCGGAGGUGCAUGCGAUGCGGCGAGCGGAGGGAGAGCUGUCAGCCUUCACGUCGGCGAUGGAUGAGCAGCGUGCGGGAAUCCCCAACCAAGAGGCCGAAGACAGCUAUUUUCUUCCCUGGCCAGGGCGUCCAACGCGUAGGAAUGACCACACCAUGGUUAGAAGCCUUCCCCAACACAGCCAAACCUAUCCUCGAAGAAAUCGACGACACGCUCAAACUUCCUCUCACCAAGACGAUAGAAUCCGGUACCAAUGCCGAGCUCACCAAAACCGAGAACGCGCAACCAGCCAUCAUGGCGACUUCAAUCCUCAUACUACGGAUAUUGGAGAAUGAUUUCGGCUUCAAGACAGACGCGCGCGUCGAUAUCACCCUCGGGCAUUCUCUGGGCGAAUUUGCAGCUCUAGUAGCUGGCGGCUAUCUCACCUUCCGCGACGCGCUGCAAAUGGUGCGCAAACGAGCUGAGGUCAUGAGCAAAUGCAGCCAAGAAGCCGUAGAAAGAGACGGAGGCGAGUUCGGCAUGGUAGCACUGGUGUGUGAAUCCGAGGAGCGCAUGCAGGCGCUCAUCAACGGCAUCCACGAGUUCCUCGCGCACGGCUCCAAGGCUGACUCUCACGACCACCUCCCCGCCGUCCAACAAGUCACCAUUGCCAACCUCAACUCGAAGAACCAGAUCGUUCUAAGCGGGAAGAUUACGAGGAUAAACACGCUGCUUACCAACUUGCGCCAGUUCGGAGGCCACGAUCCCCGACACGUCCGCUUGAAGUCCGACGCGCCCUUCCAUAGCUUGCUUAUGAAACCCGCCCAGGAAACGAUGAAGCGCAUACUCUACAAGCAGACGGAAGACGGUCGCGAUAUCGUAACUUGGCCGGGCAUCAUGCCGUGCAUAUCGAAUGUGUCGGGCAAGCCAUUCCAAGAUAAAGAGCAGCUGAAAGACUUGCUUGCGAGAAGUUGCGCUGAAACGGUGCAGUGGUGGAAGAGCAUUAAGUAUCUCCAUGAGGAAGAGAAGAUCAUGCGAUACGUAGGCAUCGGGCCGGGGAAAGUAGGCAGGAAUCUUGUCGGCAAAGAAGUGGGCAUGAAGGGCGCGGUUAAAGGUGGUGGAGUUUGGGGCAUUACGAGCCCCAAGGAAAUGGAAGAGGUUGUUAGGGCGUUGGAUGAUACUGAGAAUAUUGACCUGGAAUGAUGGAUGGAUGCUAAUAAACGGAAUGUGGAAUCUGUCUAGGAGGUUUGAUUUCAUCGAUACCCCUCUGCGACUUUGCCUUGUAAGAUCUGCUGCUAAGCAUCGAUAUCACUUCU
Molecule: messenger RNA, 1376 nt
Organism: Pyrenophora tritici-repentis Pt-1C-BFP
Lineage: Eukaryota; Fungi; Ascomycota; Dothideomycetes; Pleosporales; Pleosporaceae
Biological process (GO): fatty acid biosynthetic process
Cellular component (GO): mitochondrion
Molecular function (GO): [acyl-carrier-protein] S-malonyltransferase activity
Source: RefSeq, a predicted model, not a curated record